Annulohypoxylon truncatum is the source of this 666-nucleotide messenger RNA. Its product is annotated as Ctr copper transporter family-domain-containing protein. The coding region runs from base 1 to 666 and encodes 221 amino acids. Gene Ontology annotation, cellular component: plasma membrane. The transcript has 2 exons. The record is from RefSeq and is a predicted model, not a curated record. Gene Ontology annotation, biological process: intracellular copper ion homeostasis; copper ion transmembrane transport. Gene Ontology annotation, molecular function: copper ion transmembrane transporter activity. NCBI's taxonomy places the organism in Eukaryota, Fungi, Ascomycota, Sordariomycetes, Xylariales, Hypoxylaceae.
AUGUCUCAGAACACACCGCCAGUAUCGAUUGAGCGGUCACGGAAUACAUCGGUGCUAGUUGCGAGGAAAACCAUCCCGCUCAUUUCUCCAGCGGUGAAUGAUAUGGCAACGGCGAUGGAUAUGUCGGACACGCCGAGUGGCAUGGAUAUGGGCGAGAUGGACGACUCCCAGAUGCCCCAGAUGUCGAUGACUUUCUUCGUCUCAUCCACGACGUCGCUCUUUUCCAAAGCAUGGACCCCCGCAACCUCGGCCGAAUAUGCCGGCACUUGCAUUUUUCUCAUAGUUCUUGCAGUUGUUAUGCGUUUCAUGCUGGCACUGAAACCAGUUCUUGAGAAGUCAGUAUGGAAUGCGGCCGUCGGACAUAGGGGAGAACUCAUACCUGACGAGGAGGCCAGUUAUCAAAAGGAGGACAUGGCCACUCGAUCGCCUUUCAUACGCGUAUACAGCGAUAUACGAAGGCGUUGGGCUGUCUGGAGAUUCAGGACUAGUCUUAGUAGAGCAUCAUUUGAGUUCGCGCUGGCAACCGUGGGAUAUUUGCUGAUGCUUGCAGUCAUGACGAUGAAUAUCGGUUACUUCUUGGCGGUUCUAGGAGGACUCUUCCUCGGAACUUUCAUAGUUGGAGAUCUGGCGGCGGAUAAUUCAUUGUAUCAGGACCAUCAUUGCUGA